AUGGUUGAUGGCCCUGUCUCUAUCAAGAAAGUCCGAUUUCGGAAGUGGAGAAAACCUCCGCAAUAUUUAUGCCAUCGCUGUGGGCACAGUACGUUCAUUGCUUGCCUGGUAGGAUUCUACAGCUGCCGGUGGAAGGAUUACGAGCAGAAAACAAUUGAGCCAGGGCAGUGCUGCUGCAGAAUGGGGGAAUGCACGUUUUUUAUGGUGCUGGUCCUCACACUCAGCUCCUGGUUCACCUUUCUGUACAUGUGGGGGGAAGCAAAGAAUGACUACCAUAACUUAGAUGGGUACGCUUAUGAAGCGCUCGGCUUCUGGUUCCGGUGGACGACUCUCAUCCUGAUGCUGUCGGCCUUCUUCUUCACCUACCUCCUUUUCCUUGUGAUCUUGGCUGUGUGUUUGGUGCUGGAGAGCCAACAGUUAUGUCUGCACCGGAGUCACAAGGUAAUGACGGGGAUUGGCUUAUUCAUCGCCCUUAUCGGCCUCAGCUUGAUCACCUUUCUGUGGAAACAGCAAUGGAAUACUUUUUACCUUUCAUUUCAGAUCACGGCCCCCUUUCUCCACGUGACCGCCAUAUUCAUCACGAUCCUGCUGGCGUGGCCCGUGUCGCUGCAUUUCUUCCGGAUGAAAAACAAAGUCCUGCAGGUGCUGAUCCUUGGUCCCUACCUGAGCAUCCUUCUCUUCCUCCUCUUCAUCCCACUAGGGAUGUACUCCCCCUGCAUCCGGGAGAAGGGGACUUUGGGUCCCAAGCCAGACCUGAUUGGACACAGAGGAGCACCCAUGGUGGCUCCCGAGAACACCGAGAUGUCAUUUAUUAAAACCAUUCAUCACGGGGGGAUCGGUUUGGAGACCGACGUCACAAUCAGCUUCGACGGAGUCCCGUUCCUCAUGCACGACAGAACUCUGAAAAGGACCACCAACAUCGACGAGGUCUUUCCCGCACUGGGGAACCUAGAGGCAGCCUUUUUCACCUGGCCCGUCCUGGAGAAACUGAACGCUGGGAAGUGGUUUUUCGAGAAAAGGCCGUUCUUUGGCAUGCCCAAGCUUUCACGCAAAGAUAAAAUAUGGGCAAAGAGCCAGAAGAUUUACAAGCUAAUAGAUUUUGUGAAGCUCGCUAACAAGGAGAACAAAUACAUUAUCUUUGAUCUUUACCGCCCUCCCAAGGAUCAUCCUUACAGGGAGAAAUACAUCCACCGAGUGUUGGAAGUGCUUCUGAAUGACUCCGCGAUUAAACCUGAACUGGUCCUUUGGCUGCCGAGUCGUUUGAGAUAUUAUGUUCACUCCCGGGCUCCUGGCUUCAAGCAGACCGCAUCAAGUGCGGAUUCACUUGAAGACCUCAAGUUCUGGAACAUUGUGAAAAUUAACUUGGACUACCGGCAAAUAAAUAACAUAGAUAUUCAGAAAUACGCAGAAGCAAACAUCACAACGAACUUCUGGGUGAUCAGUGAGCCGUGGUUGUUCUCCCUGGCCUGGUGCUACGGCGUUCAUUCUGUAACCACCAAUGCUGUGCACUCCUUGAACAAGCUCAAGCAGCCUUUCUUCCUCAUGACCCCCCAGGAGUACCGGACCAUGUGGAUCAUGACUGACGUGGUGGCGAUCAUCUUUAUCUGCGCCAUCUUCAUCUUCUUUUGGUGGAACGAGGCAGGCAGGUACCAUGGAGGGAAAGUGAGCGGCACGAAGCGGGGCAGCAACUUGUACAACGAAGCAGCACGGCCCGGCAGCCAUCGACCGCUCAGCCGAUUCUGGCUGUCAAAGGCCUUCAAGCAGCCUUUCCCAACAGGCCUGGGCGACUCCCGCUAUUUUGGUUCCACGUUCACAAGGCUGGAGCUUCACUGUCCCACAGUGUGA
Molecule: messenger RNA, 1845 nt
Organism: Varanus komodoensis (Komodo dragon)
Lineage: Eukaryota; Metazoa; Chordata; Lepidosauria; Squamata; Varanidae
Gene: GDPD4
Product: glycerophosphodiester phosphodiesterase domain containing 4
Exons: 15
Coding region: 1-1845 (614 amino acids)
Biological process (GO): lipid metabolic process
Cellular component (GO): membrane
Molecular function (GO): glycerophosphodiester phosphodiesterase activity
Source: RefSeq, a predicted model, not a curated record